This is a messenger RNA of Stylonychia lemnae, 1074 nucleotides long. The record is from the annotation of a GenBank genome assembly. NCBI's taxonomy places the organism in Eukaryota, Ciliophora, Spirotrichea, Sporadotrichida, Oxytrichidae.
AUGGAAAAACAAAGAUUGACUAAGAUGUUGAAGGAUAUGGAAGUCUUUGUAAAUGAUGUCUUUAAUAAAAGUAAUUUAAACUAACUUGUAUCUGAUAGAAGUGGACCUGAGUUCAAUUAUAUAUAAGAUAACAUUCUUAAAACUAAAGUAGCUCUUGAAAAAGAAAAAUAAGAAGAGGAGUUGAAGAAAGGCAGGAUUAAGCAAAUAUCAAGAGGUAUUUUGAAAUUGCAAAUUGUAGAAAAGAAAAUUAAAAAUAGGAAGGCACUUGUAUUUGGAUUAAGAGCUUUUAGAUGGAAUACAAAGAGAGCUAGGAAAACAAAAUCAGCUGUUUAGAACGAAGUUGAUUAUAUUAGAAAGUAUAAAGAAUAACGGCGAAGAGGUAGGGAACUUAUCGAAUAAUCAGAAGAUCACAUGAGUGAAUUAGAGGAGGAUGAUUACUUUGAUGAUGAUCUUUAGGAUGGUGAUGACAUGUUUGGCUAACUUGGAAGGUAUAUGAGUACAAAGCCGUUAGAUUUUAGAUUAAACACAUUCCAUUCAAAAUUAUCAGAUGUCAAAACUUAAUUCUCUCUUAUGAACUAAAGAAUGUUGGAGAAAAAAAGAAUGAGCUAAACGGGUAGACCUGCAUAAUUAUAAUCUCUUAAAAUAUAAAACAUGUACUAAAGUGGGUUAACAAAUGUACUAUAAACCCCAAUCGUUUAAAGUUAUAAACUCAAUCAAAGUAUGUAAUCAUCCUUUAAGCACAAUUCUUUUACUAAAAAGCCCUUAUCAAGCAAUACCGAACACAGAAGUAAAAAUUCUUCUCAGAUCAAAUCUAAAAUUAUGAGCUCUAUUGAAAAAGCCAAAAAUUAUCGUAAAAAUACGGAUACCCCGAUAAAUAUAUAAAUAAACAUUGAAAAAUAAGUAAACAUUUUACCAGUCAUGAGAGAAUUUGAAAAGCCUUUGGACAUUAAAGCUAGUCAAUGGAAAAAAGAGCUUGAUGAUUUUUUAGAGAGAAGAAGCAGCAAGGUCAGUCCUAAUAAAGAAAAUAGGCAAAACUAUGAUAUUCAAAAUAGAAUAUCUGAAAUAUUAAAAUGA